This is a messenger RNA of Cherax quadricarinatus, 1518 nucleotides long. The record is from RefSeq and is a predicted model, not a curated record. NCBI's taxonomy places the organism in Eukaryota, Metazoa, Arthropoda, Malacostraca, Decapoda, Parastacidae.
AUGGAUGAAGUGUGUAGGAAACUGUUAAGAAGGGUUAAAGAUUUGCAUAUUGCACAUGUUGACUCUCUCUUCCUCCGGCAGGGAGCAUCCUCGAGUCUGGUGGUCAAGUUCGCAGACACAGAGAAAGAAAGGCAGUUGCGACGGAUGCAACAAAUGGCUGGAAACAUGGGACUCCUCAACCCUUUCGUCUUUAACCAGUUCGGCGCCUAUGGGGCCUACGCUCAAGUAAAUGUCUCGGAGCAGCAGUUCAUGCAGCAGCAGGCAGCAUUGAUGGCAGCUGCCUCACAGGGUACCUACAUCAACCCCAUGGCAGCCCUGGCUACCCAGAUGCCCCAUGCUGCUGCCCCCUUGGCCAAUGGCAUCACCAGUCCAGUUGUCCCACCCACUUCUGCAUCUGUGCCACUGGUGUGGGACUUACAGAGUUCAAAAGUUGGUGCCAGUCAAGCUCAGCCAGUAAACGGCGCCUUGCCCUCCAUGCCUUCCCCUACGAUGCAGAAUUUCAAUAUAGCUCCUCAGCCAGGGCCCAAUAGCCAGCCAGGUGGGAGCGAGGGGGCUGUGUUUGCCAAUGGCCUCCCUCAAACCUUUGCUGCACCCCAGCCAAUCCCUAAUGGUGAAGCAGCGACACUGCAAGCUUCAGCAACCUAUCCUGGCAUGCCUUACUCAGGUGUUGCUGUGUAUCCUGCUCCCGUGUAUGGCCAGUACGCCCAGGCGCCCUCACCCCAGCUGGCGCCCAUCCCUCACAACAAGGUUGAAGGCUGCUCCAUCUCUGGACCCGAGGGCUGCAACCUCUUCAUUUAUCACCUGCCACAGGAGUUUGGCGAUGCCGAGCUUAUGCAGAUGUUUCUCCCUUUUGGAAAUGUGAUCUCCUCCAAGGUGUUCAUCGACAGAGCUACUAAUCAGAGCAAGUGCUUUGGUUUUGUGAGCUUUGACAACCCUGCAUCAGCUCAGGCUGCUAUCCAGGCGAUGAAUGGCUUCCAGAUUGGCAUGAAGCGCCUAAAGGUUCAACUCAAGCGACCAAAGGAUGCCAACAGACCCUACUAACAGCCACACUCAGUAGGGGAGACCAGGGGUAUCUGAUGGUGAAGCUAUUCUUGAAGAAGAUGGUUUCGUGUUUAUCAUAGCUUGAAUAUGACAUUUGUAUGAAGUAUUAGGAAUCCAAAGCCUAGGUUGUAAGUAAAAAAAACAGAGAAGAAAAUACUUGAAAAAUAUAACUUCCUCUGCAAGAUGAACAUUAAUCCCAUAUUUCUAUACUACAAGUGCUACAUAUACGAGUCCAGAGAGCUUGAGUUGCUACACAGGCUGCGGGAGGCCUCAGAGGUGGCGAGAAAGGACGGUAACUAUAAAAACAGAUCAGAUUUUUUCUUAUUUUUUUGAUAGAGAGAGAGAGAUAUUGAAAGAAGUCCACAAUUGAGGCCUGUGCUACUGUGUACACAAACUGUAUAUACGCUGUACCGAGCAAUUGCACGGUACUAAAAAAAAAAAAAAAAGGAUUUGGGACUAAAGGUCCCUCUCCUCUCA